AUGGAGAACGUUUUUUGGAAAAUUACAGUGCUGUACCUAGUUGUCACCCCUGUAUUAGGAGCUAACAAAAGUAGAUCCAGUGAGGGUGGAGGUGGUCAUACUUCUGAAGCGCCUACCAGUCUACAGAUAGUCACGUUUAAAUGGCAUCAUGUGCAGGACCCAUAUACCAUUGCAGUCUGGAUUCUCGUGGCAAGUUUGGCUAAGAUUGGUUUUCACAUAUCGCAUAAAGUGACUUCUGUAGUUCCAGAGAGCUGUCUUUUGAUUGUACUUGGCCUGCUCCUUGGUGGAAUAGUAUGGGCUGCAGAUCACAUCGCUUCCUUUACACUAACGCCAACAGUAUUCUUCUUUUACCUACUGCCACCUAUUGUACUAGAUGCUGGAUACUUUAUGCCAAACAGACUAUUCUUUGGAAAUCUUGGAACUAUCCUUCUUUAUGCUGUAAUUGGAACAGUCUGGAAUGCUGCUACAACUGGACUAUCACUGUAUGGUGUUUACCUAACAGGAAUAAUGGGUAAUUUACAGAUUGGUGUUUUGGAGUUCCUCCUCUUUGGAAGCCUUAUUGCUGCAGUGGACCCAGUCGCUGUUAUAGCUGUAUUUGAGGAAGUUCAUGUAAAUGAUGUCUUAUUUAUCAUUGUCUUUGGAGAAUCUCUUCUGAAUGAUGCAGUCACAGUGGUAUUAUACAACGUUUUUGAUUCCUUUGUUGCUAUUGGAGGUGAAAAUGUGACAGGUGUGGAUUGCGUCAAAGGCGUUGUAUCUUUUUUUGUCGUAAGCAUCGGGGGAACAUUAGUUGGAAUCAUUUUUGCAUACAUUUUGAGCUUGGUUACUCGAUUUACCAAACAUGUGAGGAUCAUUGAACCUGGAUUUGUUUUCGUAAUUUCAUAUUUGUCUUAUCUCACGGCAGAGAUGCUUUCCCUUUCCGCAAUCCUAGCGAUUACAUUUUGUGGAAUUUUUUGCCAAAAAUAUGUAAAAGCCAAUAUUUCUGAACAAUCUGCUACAACUGUAAGAUAUACGAUGAAGAUGGUGGCAAGUGGAGCUGAAACUAUUAUCUUCAUGUUUCUGGGAAUCUCUGCCGUUGAUCCAAACAUUUGGGUGUGGAAUACAGCUUUUAUACUUUUGACAUUGCUUUUUAUAUCUGUGUAUAGAGUAAUAGGUGUUGUUGUUCAAACAUGGAUCUUAAAUCGGUAUAGAAUGGUGCAACUGGAAAUAAUAGAUCAAGUUGUGAUGUCAUAUGGUGGCCUGAGGGGAGCUGUUGCCUUUGCUUUAGUCGCUUUAUUAGAUGGAGAACGGGUGAAAGAAAAAAGAUUGUUUGUUAGCACAACAAUAAUUGUUGUUUAUUUUACAGUCAUCUUUCAGGGGCUUACUAUUAAACCUUUAGUGCAAUGGUUAAAAGUGAAGAAAAGUGAACAUCGGGAAAAAAAACUCAAUGAAAAGCUUCAUGGCCGAGCAUUUGAUCACAUUUGCUCUGCAAUUGAAGAUGUCUCUGGACAAAUUGGGCACAACUACAUGAGAGAAAAGUUUGCAAAAUUUGAUUCAAAAUAUCUCAGCAAACUUUUCAUGAGAAAAUCAGCCCAAAAAACACAAGAUCGAAUUCUCAGUGUUUUCCAUGACCUAAAUGUGAAGGAUGCUAUAAGUUAUGUUGCAGAGGGAGAACGCAGAGGAUCUUUGGCAUUUAUUCGUUCACCAAGCAUGGAAAAUAUGGCUAAUGUUGAUUUUAGCAGUCCUCGUCCUUCUGUUUCAGAGCCAUCCGUGUCCUAUUUUUUAAGAGAAAAUGCCAGUGUAGUCUGCUUAGAUAUGCAAGCACUGGAGCAGCGGAGAAAAAGUGUGAGAGACUUGGAAGACAUGUUAAGUCACCACACUCUGCAACAAUACUUGUACAAACCAAGAAGACAGCAAAAACACCUUUAUAGUCGACAUGAAGUUACAAUAGAUGAAGAUGAAACACAAACUAAGGAGAUAUUUCAAAGAACAAUGAAGAAGCGCUUGGAGUCUUUCAAGUCAACAAAAUUUGGUCGCAAGCAAGCAAAACAUAUAAACAAAAAUUAUAAAAGGGAUCGAGGACAAAGAAGAAAUAGCAGUAUGUAUAUGUUGCAGAAUGGGAGCAUUUCGAAUGAAAGCAAAGUACAUGAAAUGAACCUAAAUCCAGAAGAAACUAUGGAAUAUGACACUCAGGUUGAUGGCAGCAUUACCUUUUUAACAUCCUUGACAGAGACUAAAGGGAAUGUGGAUCCAGCAGCUGGAUUUGAUAAUCCAGUUUUUUCAUCUGAUGAGGAGCAAAAUAUCCCUAUGAAGUUUGCGCCAUGGUUGUACAAUGAAGAUGCAGUAGUUCCAUCUCAAAGAGCACAAGUCCAGAUACCAUAUUCUCCAAACAACAUCAGAAGGCUCACUCCAUUACGUAGCAGCAACAGAUCAGUUGAUUCCUUUUUGAUAGCAGAUGGCGCAGAGGAGCAGCCCAGGUCAUUUCUUCCAGAGACAAACAUGUAAUAUUUGAGAUUAAAUCUUUUGUUUAAAACAUAUUGUUAGAGUGGAAUUUCAAGCUUUAGCUUCUUACA
Molecule: messenger RNA, 2549 nt
Organism: Nanorana parkeri
Lineage: Eukaryota; Metazoa; Chordata; Amphibia; Anura; Dicroglossidae
Gene: SLC9A3
Product: solute carrier family 9 member A3
Exons: 16
Coding region: 1-2481 (826 amino acids)
Biological process (GO): proton transmembrane transport; regulation of pH; sodium ion transport
Cellular component (GO): apical plasma membrane; brush border membrane
Molecular function (GO): sodium:proton antiporter activity
Source: RefSeq, a predicted model, not a curated record